UUGCGCAGGUGCGGCUGUGUUGGGCAGGAGAGGCAGUCCCAGAUAGGCUUAAACUUUGGAAGUAGGGCGGGCUUGGCCAAAGAUGGCGGGUUCUCUGGGUUCCCUGGUCGUGGCAGGUGGAGGCGAGAGCAGCGACAGCGAAGAAGACUACUGGGAUAUAGGGUACAUGGAUCGGGCGCCUCAGACAAUGAAAGGGUCAUCAGUGACUGAAGAAAAAGAUGAAACCUUUAAAAAAGCUUUGACUUCAGGAGAUAUUUCACUGGUUGAAGAACUUCUAAAUUCUGGAAUGAAUGUAGAAUCCAACUUUCAUUUUGGAUGGACUCCUCUUAUGUAUGCUGCUAAUAUUGCUAAUGUGGAGUUGGUGCGUAUCUUGUUGGACAGAGGGGCUAAUGCAAGCUUUGAUAAGGAUCAGUAUACUAUUUUGAUGGCUGCAUGUUCUGCACGUGCUUCAGAGGGUCAGAUUUUAAAGAGUGUAGAAUUGCUACUUUCGAGAAAUGCUAACCCAAAUGUUGCUUGCAGAAAAUGUAUGACUCCAAUCAUGUAUGCAGCACGAGAAGGCCAUCCUCAGGUUGUUGCUCUCCUUGUUGCUCAUGGAGCAGAAAUAAAUGCCCAAGAUGAAAAUGGUUAUACAGCCUUAAUGUGGGCAGCACGUCAGGGUCAUAAAAGUGUAGUUUUGAAGUUGCUUGAACUGGGAGCUAAUAAAACAAUACAAACCAAAGAUGGAAAGACAGCGGGAGAGAUUGCCAAAAGAAAUAAACAUCCAGAGCUCUUCACUUUACUUUCUUUGACUGUGAAUCCAUUGCAAGGAAAGCUCCAACAUUUAACUAAAGAGGAAGCUAUAUGUAGACUUUUGACAACUGAUGGUGAUACUGGAAAAGACCACAAAUUUAGUUCAUAUACAGCUUUUGGUGAUCUUGAACUAUUUUUACAUGGACUUGGACUUGAACAUAUGACAGAAUUACUAAAGGAAAGAGAGAUAACCUUACGGCAACUUCUGACAAUGAGAAAGGAAGACUUCACAGAGAAUGGAAUUACUAAUAUUAGAGACCAACAAAAAAUUCUGGAUGCUGUUAAAGAAUUACAGGUAGAGGAGAUAAAAUUUGGAGAGUUGACUGAAGUGAUAAACUUGGAAAUCAGCGGUGAUGAGUUCCUCAAUUUUCUACUGAAAUUAAAUAAACAGUGUGGUCAUUUAACUACAGCAGUGCAGAACAUAAUUAACCAGUUACCAGUAAAUUCUCAUAAGAUAGUACUAGAAUGGGGAUCUUCCCAAAGGUUUACAUCAGUCUGUGAAAAUUUGGUUGGUAAUGUUGAAGAUUUGGGUGAAGAAGUCUGUAAACUUAAAGACUUAAUUCAGAAGUUGCAAAAUGACCAGAAAAAUGAUCCCUGUCGUGUACCACCUAUAGAAACAUUUUCUACCUGGAAUAGCAGAUUUUUGAAGAGAGCAACAUUCACAGUAUGCGGAUUUGGGUUUCUCCUCUUCAUUUGCAAGCUAACUUUACAGAAAAGCUGAUGUUGAUUCUUGUUUUGAGCAAUGUCUACAGUCAAGCCUUUGGAAGAGAGCUGAAAACUACCAUUUAUAGUGUUUUAUACUCUUAAACACUUUGUAGAAACAUUUCAGAAACAAGGUUACAAAUAUUUCUUCACAGAUUUUUUUCUGUCAGAUUUAUAAAUCUAAUUUGUUCAUUUUGAUCAAGAUAUAAAAGGUAAUUCUAUGAUUCUUUAAUUCAAAUGAAUAUCUUUAUAUGACUAUUGAUCACCUUCAAAUAAAGUUUUACCUAGUUUGUCUUUAAUCUACCAUACUAAUGUGUGUGUUUUACACAGGAAUGAAAGAUGCCGUUAUGGAAAACAUUUUUUCUAUAAUUUGGAAAAUAUUAUCCAAGGUGCUUAUGUUGAUAUGUCUCAGAGAAAUAUAAAGUGUUUCUGUUAGUCUAUAAUCUAUCUUUCCAUUUGUAAGAUUUUCCUUUGGAAUUUUUUAUUGGGUUUUAAGAAAAAAAUUUUUUAUUUAUAAAAUUUGCAAAAUAUAAUGGUUUUGAGGCAUUCUAAUCAGUGUUAACAAUAGUGCCAGCUAAAUGUAAAAUUUUUAGAAUUUUGAAACAGAACAUGGGAAAACAUGAAGAAUUGAUAAUAAAAUUAGGUAAUCAAACAGUAGCUAGUAAAAUAUGAAAUAUUGCCAAACUGUAAAUAUAAUACGGUGAUUUUAUUAUGGCUUAACAUGUUUUUUAAAAGUGUUUAAUAGAACAUGAAUGUUAAAUAGAUUUCUCUGGUGUCAAUUUACUGAAAACUAGUGCAGUAUUCAUUUUGUUUCUCUCAUAUUUGAGGUCAGGAAUGGGGAGAAGAGAUGUGGGCAAGCAAAAAGGAAAAGAAAAGGACUAAUAACUGUGGAUAUGGGAGUUAAUUUUCUUUCCUUGGCUAACUGCCAUGCUUACAACAGAUGUGGUUGAUCUGCAACUGCCUGAAAGGUAAACAAGAGAGAGGAAGAAAUUGUAGCAAGGAACAAGAGUGUGAGAAGAUAUGAUGAGUAGUGAUUUCUAGUUAGUUCCACAAAAACAAUAGUCAGAUUAAUCAUUCUGUUUCUGAAAAUAUGUUCAACCAUGUCAAAGUAAUGAUCACACCAUGAAUCAGUGUCUGAGACAAGAUUUUAACUGUUUCUCAUUUGUUGUUUAUCAAAAUGAGGCACAUCUUCCUCAUAAAAUGAGUUAGACUUGAGUGGUCUUGAGUAGAAACCAGAUUGAAUUUAAGAUAGAAAGAAAAAAAAAGUUUAGACUAAAAACAAUGAUCAUUUAUUAAUAGCAGAUUGUCAUAGAAUUUAAAACCUCAUAAAUCAUUUAAUUCAGUUCUCUCAUUUUUCCAGAGCUAAAAACUGAUCUUCAGAGACAGUAAAUGAAAUGCCCAAAGUAUCACAGGUGGUCUUGUGGCAGAGCCAAGAAAACUGGGGCCCUCUGACUUGAUAUCCAUUUCUCUUUCUACUGCCCCACUGUCCUAAUACUCUUUUAAGCGAAAUGAAAUCUUCAUUGUACAUCGAUACAGUCUAUAAUUUUUCCAAUUGUUGUAGUGAGGAUAAGAAGGUUAAUAAAAAGAAGUUUUCCCAUUACUCUGAAUCAUUUUCCUUUUCCACUAUGUAUCCUAUAGAUAAGCAUCUCUUUCAUUAGCUUUACUCUUCUUCUGGCUUUAAAAAAAUAAAUUUAAAUAGCUUAAACUCAAUUAUUACAACUUAUUUGAAAAUGUGUGGAAAUUAAGAAAGAUCAGAAAGCUACUUGGAGAAAUGUAAAUAGUUUUCUUCCUCCACCCUGAAAAGUGUUUAUGUCUAUCAUUUAAAACAAACAAAAACUAGUCUAGAGUUCUAACCCAAAGUAAGAAAGCAUUGAGGUAUCCUACUUUACAAAAAUAUAUUCAUCAUAAGACAGUUUUAAAUAAAGAUCUCUGCUUAAGAUGCUUAAUCUCUACUUAAAACAUUUCAGGAACACAGUUCUCCCCCAAAAUGAGAAACAUCUGUAUAUUUUAAAUAUCAACAAUAUAGAGUAAAAUCUUAUACUCCUAAUAAUAUUUUUUAUCAAUAUAGGUAGGGAAUGAGUUGAAAUUUAAUUUUGCAUUAAUAUAUCAUUUAUUCAGAGGCUAAGUUAAUAAUGUUAAGAAAAGUUCAGGAUAAUGAUGCUUCUGAAGUGAUUGUGAAAUCUUUUCUCAAAUAUUUAGAUUAAAUUAGAUAAAAUAAUUAUACUAAUAAGUACUACCUCCCUUCUGGCUUCAUGAUUAACUCUAUGAUUAAAACACUUGAGAAAAGUAAUCUCAUUUCCUUCAAAGAUAUCUAUAAGCCUAAAAAUGACAUAUUACAUAUUAGUUAUCAGUUUUACAAGUUUCUCUUAAGACUAGCCAAUCCAGAAUUUUCUUUGAAUUUUGUUAGCCUAGUUUAAGUUAGCUUUUUGUACUUCGAAAUUAAUAAAACCUAAUUUUUUUAUGGUACUCAAUAAUAUUAAAUUUAAGUUUUCUCCUCUGUUGUCUUUGAAUAGAGAAAUAUUGAUGUACAUUCUGAACUACCUUAUCUAUGUAAGGUGGAAGUAUUAUAGCAUUAUAUGUAUUUUGGCUUUUAAUAAAUGUGUCUUGAUAAAAAAUAGUUCACUAGCUUACCACAAAAUGUUACCUUCCUACUAUCACUAGAAAUUCAACAGCUAUGUCUGGGCUCUUAUCUGUGUUCUGAUCCACUUUAAGGCUUUCCUGACAUACCUCUUAGUUUCUUUUUCAACACCAGUGACUUAACUGCCUUAAUCAGUCAUAUCUAUUACCAUACUAAUAUUUUCUUGAAAGACUAGUAAUUUCUAACCACAAAUAACCUAAUUUUUUCCAACUCUUUCCUAGGUUAGACUUCUUAGACUUUUUCAAAACCUUCAAUUUCUGUCUUCCUCUCUUCUUACAACUUUUAUUCUUAUAGUUUCAAGGGAUUCAGUAUCCUAAUCCCAAAUUGUUCUUUUCAUCAUGCUUUUCAUCCAUUCAAGAACAGCCUACUAACACAAGUCCUGGAUCAUAGAAUUUUACAUACUCAAAGAGAAGGUAGCUACAAGCUGAUGAUAUAAGGGUGAGUAGUCAAGUAGAUGGCAGAAUUUCUAAGAAUAUUAGUAUCUGGGGUAGCUGGGUGACUCAGUGGAUGGAGAGCAAGGCCUCAGAUACUUUCCAGCUGUGUGAUCCUGGGAAAGUCACUUAACCCCCAUUGCCUAGCCCUUUGAAAAAAACAAAUAAAGAAUAUUAGUAUCAAGGAAAACUAUCUGGAAGCAAGAAAGCUAUGCCAAUGUGAUAGGAAACUUUUGGACAAGAGAGGUUUUAAAAAGAGGAAGGUUCUUAUGAGGGCAGUGCUUAGAAGUUUUACCCACAU
Messenger RNA from Monodelphis domestica (gray short-tailed opossum), 4861 nucleotides. RefSeq names its product ankyrin repeat, SAM and basic leucine zipper domain containing 1 (gene ASZ1). The record is from RefSeq and is a predicted model, not a curated record. NCBI's taxonomy places the organism in Eukaryota, Metazoa, Chordata, Mammalia, Didelphimorphia, Didelphidae. Gene Ontology annotation, cellular component: pi-body. Gene Ontology annotation, molecular function: protein binding.